AUGAGAAUACUUAUCAAAGAGACUGUGCCUUUGGGGUUACAGCCAGCCACACAAAUUCUUGAGUGUCAGUGCACCAAUUUUAUAGUCCGUACAACUCUGGCAUCAGGCAGUCUGGCCCUCAUCCACAAAGGGACAGAGACUCUUCUUAAACUAAAUAGUUUCCCAGGAUUGACGGAUGGAAUAGCGGUCUGCGCAAAAGGGGAUUUCUGCGCAAGGUACGUGGCCAUUCCGACCGACGGGUCACAGGGGCAUGUUGCGGUGUGGGCAGGGAACGGCAUCGCUGUGACGGUCCUCGGUCGAUUCAAUUUGCAUAUUCCGGAGACGUCACCGGCCGGCUGGGUUGACUUCAACAUAGAACGACAAGGUCCCAAGUACUGUGUUUACUCGAAGUCACGUCCGGGGCUGAAGUUUUGUGACAAGGCUGUGGGACAGUUGACGUUUACUAGUAAUCUUCAGACGAUGUGGCGAUUUGAAAAACAUUUGGAUAUAUCUGCGCCGAGGUCAAAGUGCAAGCAAAACCACCUCCUCUCUUUCCGUGCGGAUAUUAGGAGGACCCCGACGAAGAUUUUUUGGCAGCCCGGAAUAUCGGGACGAAGUCUGACCAUCGGCUUCUAUUAUGCAAAUGGUCGAUAUGAAGAAUUCGUAAUCGCUAUAGAAUCAUCCCGGCGAAUUUGGUAUGACAUUACAUUUCGGCGUGCGAUCAAUGAAACCUCCUGCGUUGUGACGAGUACGCUUCUCGAUGUGUCAGGCACUUGUCUGCAGGACCAAAGAGAAGCUAAUAUAAUUUACUUUAGAAGCACUAACGAUGCUGGGGUAACGGCACCCAGCUACUUUACAGCGGACUGCAGAGAGAAACCUGGUCACAAGCUCCUCUGCAAAAACGAGACUUUCUGUGCGAGGUACGUGGGUCUUCUGAUAGACGAUGUGCCCCGCGCGGUGAGCGUGUGGGCCGGCGAGGGCACCGCGGUGGUGGUCCGCGGCCCAGUCGAUAUGCUCCUGCCGUCCUCUUCAGAAGCCGGUUGGUUUAACUUCACUGCAGCGCGACGCGGAUCCAAGUAUUGUCUUAUCUCGGAGUUCUUUCCGGAGCAUGAGUAUUGUAAUGCUUCUACGAACCAUCUGACGCUUGCCAGUAAUCUGGAGACAGAGUGGAGGCUUCAUCCUGCGAAUGGAAGUGCGGCAUGCAGCUACUACAGCCUCCUCUCUCUACACGUGGAUGUACAGGAUUCGCCAACUAAGCUGUUCUGGCGGAGUAUCAGCGGAACGACUAUUUUGCGACUGGGUUUUCGCUAUCAUGAAGGGGAAUAUCAAGAAUUUUCAGUCUCCCGUAUCACAGACUCACAUCCCUGGUGCGACCUCGUAGUUCAGCGCUUGUUGCAGAGAACCUCCUGUGUUGUCCGCAGUUCUGUUCUCAACGUGGAGCACAUUUGCAGUUCGAUUCAGGGAAAUGUAGUCGAGGUCGUUUACCUAAGGAGUCUCGAUUCCUCAGGGACACGAGUUCCCAGCUACUUCGCCAUGAACUGCAGCAUCGCCACACUUCCAAGACUGCCUUCUCGCCGUGGCACCGACUGGCGCGUGACUGUCCUCCCACCACUCUCCCUCCUCGUGACUGUCCUUGUCACCUCGCUCGCCUGUCUUUGGAAAGCAAGAUUUUCCAGCACCCGCGAGGCCUCUCAGAAUGACCCUCUCGGCCCUCCAGCUCCUCCUGCGCCUUCCUGUCUCGUGGUGCCACCUCCGCCUCCACUUCUACCUCCCCCUCCACUUCCACCUCCGUCUUCGCUUCUACCUCCCCCUCCACUUCCACCUCCGUCUCCACUUCCACCUCCGCCUCCAACUGCACCUCUACUUCCGCCUCCGCCUCCUCCACCUCUAUCUCCUGUCAACGAAAGCAUCGAGUUGGAUUACAUGAAACCCCAACGAGUCACGGAGUUUGGGGAAGCGAAUAUCCUCAACGAUCCUCUUGAUUAUGAGACUUGUGUGGAUGAUGAUGCUGAUAUGACUGACACGAAUUCCCUCUACGUUUCUUUUGAUGUGCGGCCCGAAGGUCGGAACAGGGCAGAGGAAGAGGAAAACAGGGAAGAAAGAUGA
Molecule: messenger RNA, 2085 nt
Organism: Penaeus chinensis
Lineage: Eukaryota; Metazoa; Arthropoda; Malacostraca; Decapoda; Penaeidae
Exons: 14
Coding region: 1-2085 (694 amino acids)
Source: RefSeq, a predicted model, not a curated record